AUCAUCAUCUUAUGUUGAUUGUUGAAAGGCUGCAUGUCAUGAUACUAACAUAAUGGAAUUAAGUAAAGAACAACAAGAAGCGCUUAUUAAUAGGGCACAAGAAUCGUUAAACCUCUUUGGAUUUGAAAUACACCCAUUUAAGAUUGGUUGGUACAAUGAGCACGUAAAGGAUGUGUUUAGGCUCCCCUACCCUCCAGAUACACUGGGACUUCUGGUCAUCAGUACACCAGAAAUGUUUGAGAAGGCCUUUAUACCAUUUGUCAGACAGCAGGGGGAGUGUGGUGGAAUACGAGAUCCUAUAGAUCAGUGUGUAAUGCAUUACUUCAACAAAGUCAAACAGGUUUUUACUGAUUAUGACAUUGAGUCACUCUACGACUUUGAGAUGCACCACAACAGAAGACCAAAAAUUUUAGUGCAGACAGUAGGAUAUGUCUCAGGAGCAGCUUAUUACUAUCAAAAGUCAGACGUCACAAAUCCACCCUGGCCACCAGAGAAGAAAAUAUGUGGAGUGUGCUAUCAUCCAACCUAUGGAGGAUGGUUUGGUUUACGAGGCGUACUAAUUUUCAAAGACAUUCAGUGUCCUAGUCUGGAACAGACUUUACCCCAAGAUGUUGUCCCAAGUCAAGAGAUGAGAGUGAAUCUCCUGAAUAGAUUCAAUUUUCACUGGCAGGACUGGACAUUUAGGGACCUUAUUCCUGUCAAACAGAGGUACUCCCAGGAACAGAUUCUUUAUUUCUCCACUAAACCAAAGGAUCGGACAAAACUGAUUGAGAAAAUCAAGGCAUCCGAGACAUUGUUACCGGAUAAUCCAGGGGAUGUGCAAUAUCAGGAUAAAGGACAUUCAGAGGAAACUGUAGAAACUGAUGACACAAAUCUAUUGAAUGGUAGUUAACAAAUGAUGAUAGAACAUAAAAGGAAGUGCUUCAUGUAGGAAUAUUUGGUUUUACAUUUCCUGUCAUAUAAGUUUUAAUACGUAAUAUGGGUCUGUUUGAUUGCAUGGCAGUGCCAAGCAAUAGUUGACUAUAACCUUUAGUUAUGCUUAUUUUUAAUUGAUAAAUUUUAAAUACUGGAAUACAUGUAUCCUAUACCUAUUAAAUCUGAAAAUGCCA
Saccostrea cuccullata (small rock oyster) is the source of this 1109-nucleotide messenger RNA. RefSeq names its product cyanocobalamin reductase / alkylcobalamin dealkylase-like. Gene Ontology annotation, biological process: cobalamin metabolic process. Gene Ontology annotation, molecular function: demethylase activity; cyanocobalamin reductase (cyanide-eliminating) (NADP+) activity; FAD binding. The transcript has 4 exons. Gene Ontology annotation, cellular component: cytoplasm. The coding region runs from base 53 to 892 and encodes 279 amino acids. The record is from RefSeq and is a predicted model, not a curated record. NCBI's taxonomy places the organism in Eukaryota, Metazoa, Mollusca, Bivalvia, Ostreida, Ostreidae.